CAUUCAGCCACUAUAUGGUUUCCUCAUGCUGCAGGGCCUGGCACAUUACCUAAAAUUUUUUAUGGUAGCACUAGCUGCCAUAAAUCUUCAAUUUAAAUUUUAAAAUUAAUCUUUUAAUCUUAGAGAUUGUGAGGCUCUAUUAUCUCCUCAUGCUGCCGCCACCUCCAGACAGGGUCGUUCUGCCACUAUAUGGUCUCCUCGUGCUGCCGCCAAUUCCAGGCUGUGUCAUUCUGCCAGAUUAUGGGCUCCUCAUGCUGCUGCCACCUUUAGGCUCUGUCAUUGUGCCACCAUGUGACUCCUUGUUAGAUUGGGUUUUGUGGUCAUACAGUAUUAGUUCAAAGUAAACACCCGGACAUUAAACUUGGGAAUCUAAUAUAAAUCUUAAAUUUAAAAAUAUCAAUGUAAUCUUUUCAAGACUGAGGCCCUAUGGUCGUCGAUGUCAUAUAACCUGUGGAAUUAUCACAAGAAUCCAAUGAAACAGCUUGGAGCAAUAACAAUGAACUGUAACUGAUUAAAUGAAACAUUCGCACUUUCAUAGUUAGGGGGGAGCUGAGAGGCAGGGGCUGGAACAGGUGGUAUCUCGCCUCGCGGAGGAUCGCCAGCUCGAUGCGCACCAGAAUGGGUAAUCAAAAAAUUCAUAUAAAAUUAAAUAAAAAUGACAAAAAAUCUGCCACAUCCAGACGCUCUGCGGCAGUGAUUCUAAUAGCGAUGACUGUGAUCUGCAUGUCAUACUGAAUAACAGUAUUAUUUCACAAACACAGCACACUCCCUAUGGCUGUUAGAACAAGGCAAAGAGUUCUACACCCCUAUGGAGCCUCUCUGUAGGCCACAAAUAGCCUUUUUAAUAGCGAUUCGCAGCAAAUCAAUUCGGUCUGAACCAAAUUUUUACGGAAAAUUUGGCGAAUCAGCCGAAUCAAAUUUUUCAGAAAUUUGCUCAUCUCUAGGCGCCAUCACACAGGACAACUUGUCUGCAUACGGCUCUGUCCAUGGGGAAUGAGGACAUUAUGGAUCUUAGGAGACAAAGGAACAAACAGAAAUCCCCCGACAGGAAGGGGUUUCUCCAAUCCAGGAUCCUCUGCUGAUAUCUUCUAUAUAAGAGAAUUCUCCUGGAUGACCCAUCAACCAUGGAGAAAGACAGGAACAAGAUGGCCGACAGGAUCAUAAACCUCACCCUACAGAUACUCUUCCGGCUUACUGGAGAGGAUUACACAGUAGUGAAGAAGUCCUCUAGUGGGCGCUGUCGGGCCCCUGUGUGUGAAGGAUGGGGAAGAACCCUGAGCCCAAUCCCGGGGCCCCCACCUCACUCCCUGAUACAUGAGGAAAUGGAUGAACAGAAGAUCCGAGAACUCAUCAACAAGAUGAUGGAGCUGCUGACUGGAGAGGUUCCUAUAAGGUGUCAGGACGUGGCGGUCUAUUUCUCCAUGGAGGAGUGGGAGUAUGUAGAAGGACACAAGGAUCAGUACAAGGAUCAGGUCAUGAUGGAGGAUCAGCAGCCCCUCACAUCACCAGUCAGAUCCAGUAAGAGAACAGCACCAGAGAGGUUUCCCCGUCCUCUUCUUCCACAGGAUGAUCAGGGAGAAGAUCCGAACAAUAUUACUGCUGCAGAGACAGAUGUGAGCGGUGAUGAGAAGUAUAAGGAGCACAUUCCUACAGGAAAAGAAAAUGCUACAGACAUAAAAGAAGAAGAAGAGACAGAUGUGAGCGGUGAUGAGCAGUAUAAGGAGGACAUUCCUACAGGUAACCGCUCAGAUUCUUGUAGCAGGAGAUCAGAGGAGAAUCUUAUAUCUUCAGAUUAUAAAGCAGAUGAUGAUAUCACACAAGAUACAUAUGAAGAACAUUCCAUUAUCCCAGAUACACCCUCAGCCCUUCACAGCCAAGAUCUGUCAUCUCAUCCUUAUAUACAGGUCCUGUCUUCUCAGUCAUCACAGGAGGUUCAGCAAAAUAAUAGCACCAGAAGGGAUGUUGGACCUCAACAAGCUCAUACAGGAAUGAAACCAUAUUCAUGCUCAGAAUGUGUGAAAUCUUUUAUUAAGAAAUCAAGUCUUGUCAUACAUCAAAGAAAUCACACAGGGGAGAAACCAUUUUUAUGCUCAGAAUGUGGGAAAUGUUUUACUGGGAAAACAUAUCUUGUUCUACAUCAAAGAACUCACACAGGCGAGAAGCCAUUUUCAUGUUCAGAAUGUGGAAAAAGUUUUACUGACAAAUCAAGUCUUGUUAAGCAUAAAAGAACUCACACAGGGGAGAAGCCAUUUUCAUGUUCAAAAUGUGGGAAAUGUUUUACUCAGAAAUCAAAUCUUUUCAAACAUCACCAAACUCACACUGGGGAGAAGCCAUUUUCAAAUUCAGAAUAUGGAAAAUAUUUUACUCAGAAAUCAGGUCUUGUUGUUCAUCAAAGUACUCACACAGGAGAGAAGCCAUUUUCAUGUUCAGAAUGUGAGCAAUGUUUUGCCGGGAAAUCAGAUCUUGUUCAGCAUCAAAAAAUUCACUCCGGGGAGAAGCCUUUCUCAUGUUCAGAAUGCCGGAAAUGUUUUACCCAGAAAUCAUAUCUUGUUAGGCAUCGAAAAACUCACAAAGGGGAGAAGCCAUUUUCAUGUUCAGAAUGUGGAAAAUGUUUUACUCAAAAAUACCAUCUUGUUGAACAUCAGAGAACUCACACAGGAGAGAAGCCAUUUUCGUGUUCAGAAUGUGGAAAAUGCUUUACUUGGAAAUCACAUCUGGUUAAACAUCAGAGAACUCACACUGGAGAGAAGUUUUCAUGUUCAGAAUGUGGAAAAUGCUUUACUUGGAAAUCAGCUCUUGUUAAACAUCAGAGAACUCACACAGGGGAGAAGCCAUUUCUGUGUUUAGAAUGUGGAAAAGGCUUUCCUUGGAAAUGGGGUCUUGUUAAACAUCGAAAAACUCACAAGGGGGUGAAGCCAUUUCCAUGUUCAGAAUGUGGAAAAUGUUUUACAUGGAAAUCUGAUCUUGUUGAACAUCAGAAAACUCACACAGGAGAGAAGCAGUUUUCAUGUUCAGAAUGUGGGAAAUGUUUUACUCGGAAAUCAAAUCUUCUUAUGCACCAAAGAGCUCACACUGGAAAGUAACCUUUCAACUUGUCAAAUAGUACUGUCGGGGUAAUAACCCAUUUAUGAAUUAUUAAUUAUGAUCAACAAAAAUAUUAAAAUUAUUAUAAUAUAUUAUUCAGACAUCAUUUAUAUGUAUAGAGAUCAUCAGAUUACAUGAUAUCUUAUGGGCAUUUUACAUGUAUAAAAAAGGGAAUAAACCCCGCCCAGUUCUAACCACAACUUUCUCUGGUAAGAUACGGUACUAAAUAUAUAAUUUAUAGUACGCUACUAAUUAGGAAGACUUAGAUUAAGUUUCCUCGUGGCAAUUAUUAUGUAAUGUCUUGGAGCAGAGUAGGAUCCCAUCAGACUAUGCUAAUAUGCAAUAUGAUCAUUGCAUUGAUCCCCAUAAGACACGCCCCGUUCAUCUGCAGUAGAAGGAGGUGUGGCUUAUAAACUACUAUUACCAUCCCAUAAUUGAGAUUAUAUAUAAGCCAGGUCUGCUCCUCCCCAUAACAUUAUCUGUCCACAUUAAAGGGGUUAAACAGAUUUGUAAAUUACUUCUAU
This is a messenger RNA of Hyla sarda, 3608 nucleotides long. Its product is annotated as gastrula zinc finger protein XlCGF26.1-like. Gene Ontology annotation, cellular component: nucleus. The record is from RefSeq and is a predicted model, not a curated record. The coding region runs from base 1125 to 3083 and encodes 652 amino acids. The transcript has 7 exons. NCBI's taxonomy places the organism in Eukaryota, Metazoa, Chordata, Amphibia, Anura, Hylidae. Gene Ontology annotation, biological process: regulation of DNA-templated transcription.